UGGUUGACAUGAACAGCAAUGCUAUCUAUGUUGAACAGUGUUAUAUUUAUGCAAAAAAAGCAGCAGAUUUACGUAUGGGUAUUCAUUCCCCAAGAGAUAUCCAAGCAAAUGCAUGGAUGACCGUUUCAAUAUGUUUGUUCGUCACUUUGUAACACAUUUUUAGCGCAAUCCUUACUAAGCUCUUCACCCCACAAAACACAUUAUGGGCGCACUUCGUUAUUUCUCAAAGUUUGUAUGGAAAACAAGAGAGAAAGUCAUCGCUAUUUGCGUUUCGUGACGAUUGAGCUCAGUCAGCACCUGUGGGUAGCUCGAGUCCAUUCGAUAACGGCGGUGAGUUGCUGAGGAGUGGGACUGACAAGUCAGGGUCUGAUAGUUUAUCACCUGCCGCCCAGACGCUGCAUGAGCGGGGAGUGAUCUAAAAUAAAGCUGCUGAAAAAAGAUCCGUUAAACCACGAAGCGCACAGACAUCUCCCUCCCACUCGCAAAGCUGUCAGACAGCAGAGGCACCGCUGCUAAGCAGAGAGCGCACUGAACCCGAGAGCGCAGAUGCACUUGGCCAAAUCAAUUCCAGUAAUUGAUAAAAUAAUUAUACAUUUCCUCUGACACAUCGCGACCCGACCCAUACUUUAAGAUACGCUGCUCUAGGGAAGUUGUUUAGAUAGAAUGAAUAGGCUCCAUUGUUAUGUUAACCGUUUAACCAGUGUGAUUCAUUCACUUCAAGGUUGCAUCUCUGCAUCACUUCAAGGCUGGAGACCGUUGUGUGGUUAAUCGUUAUAAUACUGAUUAGCGUGAGACAAAUUACCUUAGUUUAAUCCCGGGAAAUGGCCUUGGAUAUCAACAAUGCCGAUAUUAUAUACCAAACAGAUGUGGAUGGAUCAACACCCUCUCUGAUUCCUCUGGGGGGUCAACCUGACCUGAGGUGGAACUCUACUCCUGCCCAGACUGCUAUUUGUGGGGCACAGGCUCCUCCUAUAUGAGCGUGUACUAUAUUGAUUGUGUUACUUGAUUGUGAUCUGCACUCUAACUAACUUUCAGCCCAUAAUGUCAACUGGCAGUCACAUAUCAAAAACAUGUUGCAGUUUGUUAGAAAAAUCAAUAACUUGGUUGAUGGAUAACCAUUGCUUAGUUUUCACAAUAGUUUCUAUUUUUUAUACUUGAAAUCCUACCCAGUUCAAUGUGCUGGGACGGAUAGAACUGACACAACAUGGAUAACGCCUGUGAAAAUGCCAGAGCAAGAGAAUGGAAUAAUGGUGAUGGAUACAGCUGCCAUAAUAUGGCUCAGUGGGAAAGUCCUCCCCCUGCUGGUGAAAGACAGUACCUCAUCCAACAGGAAAGGGAACGCCAGUGGCUGAACCAUGAGAAAGAAGCUGCCAUACGGGCCCACUACAACUCCCUUAGACAAAACUCUCCAAUGGACUUCCGUGGACAUGGGGCACAAGAGACCCAGCCGCCGCAUCUGUAUCAUCAGGACCAUCACAGAAUGGCUCCGAGUCAGAACAUAAAGGAUUGGCCAAAUCUCUAUGGACCCCUGAGAGGCCAGGCAUCCCCUAAUGUAACCUUACACCGCAGUGGAGAGAUAACAGAAACAUGGGCUAAGCAUGAACCCCACUUCCCCAGCUAUGAGUUUUUGCCCCCACUCAUUGUCGAAAGAGGGCAUGAGGAUAUAACCCAUCACCAUAAAGCUGACCGGGAUUAUAUGGUUGGUCGAAUAGUGAAUUAUAACAAUCUCCAUUACUUGGAAAGCAAAUGGCAGAUGUUAGAUCCCACCCAUUCCAAUGGACAUGCUAGAGGACAUUUUAAUGAACAUUCAAGGGGACAUUCUAAUUCCUAUUCCAGGGUUCAUUAUACUGAAUGCUCAAAGGGAAGUUCUAGGGGUGGGUCUAGUGGACGUUCUAGGAGUGGGUCUAGUGCACGUUCUAGGGGUGGCUCUAGUGCAUGUUCUAGGGGUGGCUCUAGUGGACGUUCUAGGGGUGGCUCUAGUGGACGUUCUAGGGGUGGCUCUAGUGGACGUUCUAGGGGUGGCUCUAGUGGACGUUCUAGGGGUGGCUCUAGUGGACGUUCUAGGGGUGGCUCUAGUGGACGUUCUAGGGGUGGCCCUAGUGGACGUUCUAGGGGUGGCUCUAGUGGACGUUCUAGGGGUGGCUCUAGUGGACGUUCUAGCGUCCAUUCCAGCAGGUCUCCCAGGCUGGACUUCCAGGCUAAGCAUGUCAAACUAUGACCAACAGUUCUACAGACAUUCAGAACGCCAACAUCACUCCAACUGUUCCUAUGGUCAACAACAAACACAGUGAAACAACAUCAGGUUAUACAACAGGUCCUGCGAGAUAUUCUACAUCACUUGUGCAGACCUUUACUACGACUGCACAGCAGUGUGUUUUUACGGAUUUCCCUUCCACGGGAGGUACAGAAUCUGGUGUUGUUGACCUAAAAGCAGCCCAGGUAACAAAUGCAGACACCCAUGGUAUACUAGGACCUAGUGUUCCUUUCCAAGCCAUAACACAACAUACAGAUCAUCUUCCUGGCAAUGCUGCUCUGGUUUCUCACACACAGACCUCUACCACCCCUGAACAGCAACCUGCUUCCUCUCCUUCUCUCACUGACACCCAUCGGGAAAAACCUCAUAAACAUAAGAUCUCACUCAAGGAAAUACAGCACUGGCCCCAGAGUGUUUUAAGAUCUAAAAAUGGACCUGUAAAUGGGAAUAACUCAACACAAGACCCCUCUCAGUCCCAACAAUCUAGCACAGAGAAGAUGGAUGUUUUACAAGUAGACAAAACACAACUACAUCUAAACACCAAAGACUACCAGGCGAGGCCCCCUGAGAGGUUUAGUGAUGAGGACUCCACUAUACGGCUGGAGAUUAAGUCCACCCCCAGGUACAUGACCCUGACGGCAGUCGCCACCGCUCCGCCGCCCCCCGUGGCUAUCGUCCCGCCAAUGGGUCCACAGCAGUCCCCAGAGCCCAUGGAGACAGAGAAUGCAGGCAAUGAGCUGCCAUUUAAGAUUUUACAGACCUGGUCCAUCAACGAAAAACAGGCAGAAAACCUGUGGGAAAGAGCUAAAGAUGAUGCAAGUUCUCUCUCUGUCCUAAAUGAGAUGGUUCAAGUUGAGUGUCUUCUGGAGUGUGAUAAACCUGUAGAUGCAUCUGCCACAAGUUCAAUGGCAUCUACAGGAGAGGACAAUGAUGAGGUCCUUCAGGUCAUCACACAAAUGGACAAGAGAUCACCUUCACCAUUUGUCCACACCAACCCUCAGGCAACUGAUAUUGUAUGCAUCGGUGGUGCCCAGAUAAUCGUGGAAGGUAGCUCUAAUGUUGCAGAUGAGAGCACUCUUGAUUUGUCCACAAUUUCUGAAGUUCAGUUCAAGUUAUGUGCGCUGCAGAGACUGGUUACUUAUCUGGAGAGUGCGACAACACUCACAGAGGCAGAGGAUGGUUGUCUCGAGGCCAUAUUGGAGUUGUAUCGGGGAGGGGAUACUUCUGACCUGGUAGAGGCUUUAAAAGAUCAAAUGGAUGAGAAAAUCAUGCAGGAUGUGUCUGCCUGGGCCACAGAGGAUGAGAAGGCAGUGGUUCUCUUUGCAGUCAGUGGUAUAUCACUAGGGGAAGUGCUCGAGAAGUUUCCCAUUCCAGUACAUGUUGACACCUCUUCCCAAGUGGGUUACAGGUCGUCAUGGUUAAAUGUCAACGAGAAGCUGAAUGACAUUGACAAAGAUUCUGGAAGAGCUUGGUCUCUGUGGUUCAUACCAGAUAAAGCAGAGGACAGUUCCAAAGUGGUUGGGGGUGUCCAGAUGGAUGAGACCUUCCACAGCAAGAUGGAGACUGUGGAAUUUCCUGCAGAAACAACAGACUCAGACCUCACAACAAACACAGACCUCACGAUGGACGCAGACCCCACAACAAACACAGACCUCACGAUGGAUGUAGACCCCCCAACAAACACAGACCUCCCAACAAACGCAGACUUGGAGACAGAACCCCUUUCCCCAAUGAUUUUGACCGUCCUCACACCAGAGGACGCUGUGAAACUGCUUGCUGAAACAGAGGCACCAGACACAGACCUCAAAACGGUCGUAGACCUCACAACAGACUCGGACACAGAACCCCUUUCCCCAAUGAAUUUGACCAUCCUGACAUCUGAGGAUGCCAUGAGACUGUUUUGCCAGAUCGAGAAUGGCUCUGACCUCCAAUUCGCGUCCCCUAAAUCCUGCUCUAAAAACAAAGAUAAAACACAGACAAAGCAACUAGAGAAUAUAGAAAGUGGCAGCUUAGAUAAGUCCUGCUACUGUCCUUGUGGUAUUGAAACUGACAAUGGGUUUGAAAUGGGCCUAUGCUCCAGUUGUCAGAGAGAGAAAGGAUUGCAGCAAGGUACAAGAUGCAUAACAAUCGCUCACUGCUUUACCAUGUCACGUACAAAUGAUCAGGAGACAGAGGUCCCUAAGGACUCUGGGGGGAAGGUGACUGUUGACAGUCAAUGCAGGGACAAGAAGCAGAUACAUUCAACUGAAGAAGAGGGUGAUGACAAUAAGACACAGGGUGAAAUGCAGCAAUGGACAGGCGUCAUACCGAUCAUUGACUUUUUUUUCUGGUCAGAUACCGAUCAGGAGACAGAGGAGAGCUAUAAUGAACAACAUGCUCAGAUUGAAGCUCAUGCUUCUAAUGUUAAAAGGACAGAACCUGAAACUGAUGCCAAAGCACCAUGUGCGUCAGCCCAAGAACGUACGACCCAAAGCAAAGUCAGUCCUGGUUCUGAGGAUAGGGAAAUAUGGCAAGAGAAGGACCAAGACUGCAGGACGAGUACAUUACCACUUCCCAAGGUUGAAAACCCCUCUAAGUUAAGAGCUAACAUCAUAGCAGACAACUGGUUUUCACCUAUAGAGGUCUGUGGUUCGCCUGUAGAAAAGUAUGACAAAGUUGCUGACUUUGUCACUCAAUACAAAACCUGCAAGUCAAAGAAAAAAGUACAUCAAAAAAUGGAAAAGGAGAAGACCCUCCAUCCAAUGUCAUCUGACAGGCAAAAGCACAAGAAAAGCCAUGGGAGAGCAGAGAGGGGAAGGACACCAUCCCAAACCGCUAAGAGCUCUGGGUUGAAGGCAACUAUGAAUGAUCAAUGCAGGGACAUGAAGCCACAUGCAUCACACAAGAAGAUACAUUCAACUGAGAGUGAUGAAAAUCGAUGUAAAGACAAGAAGAAGGGAUCAUCAACUGUGAAAGAGUGUGAGGGCUGUCAAUCCAGGGACAAGAAGCCACUGAAGAGGAGACAUUCAACUGAGAAAGAGCGUGAAGGCUGUCAAUCCAGGGACAAGAAGCCACCGAAGAGGAGACAUUCAACUGUGAAAGAGAGAGAGGACAAUCAAAGUAGGGACAAGAUGUCACAGAAGAGGAGAAAUUCAACUGAAACUGACGGCAGGAACUCAGACUCCAAAGAGUUACAGUGCCAGUUGGUGGACAUAGAGAGGGCCAGUGGAAACUCACUCCCGUGCCCUGGGGUGAAAACCCUCCAUGUGCAGGGAUCCUCAACCACCACCAUUCCUCUCAAAAUCUCCAUAAACAUCCCCAAAAAGCCUUCCAUAAACGCCUCACCCUCAAAACAUGCAGAGGAAAUCCUCAAAAUCCCGAAGACUAAAGCCCAGAACAAAACUAACAGACACUGCUCCCCUGCAAAGUCAAUGUCUCCUGUUGUCAAAGAGAGGCAGAGGAAUGGCGGCAAACAAAAGCAAACAAUUCAAUGCUUAAAAAUCAGAUUGGAAAAGCUGUCCUUACCCCAAAAUCUUGUCAAGAAAGGUUCUCCACCAAGCCGGAAGAGGGAGGAAGGUUCUCCACCAAGGCAGAAGAGGGUGGCAGAUAGAGGAGAGCCUGAGGGUUUAGGGGUAAAGGUUUCUAAGCAUCCUGACUUGUCCAAGAAACUAAAACGUAAGGCACAGAGCGACUUGAAAUCCCAAAAGAAUUUGACAAAGAUUCCAAAGGUGUUGAAUGGAAUGUUUUCAAAAAGUGAGUGUAAGAAUGACUCGCCGCCAAGGAUUCUGAAGCUUCCGAGGACUCCAGAGGUUUCAAAGGAUUGGCAUGAGAGAGAGAACAGGAAAGAGCCAUCUCCCAGUGCUUCACCUGAAUCACAAAUGCUGGACAAACCAGCAAGAGUGGCACACAAGCCCAAAUCUUUUAUCAAACUUGCCAGUCCCAGUGGUUACAGCCCAGGUAGUCAUGCUUGCCUUAAUACGGCCAUGGUGUCACCGUCACAUGGCAACGUAGAUUUUGGGGAAAAAGUCUCUGCGAGGCAACAGGUGUUCUCAGAUUGGGAGAGCAGCUUUGUACCGACUCCAACCCCCCGGACUCGUAGACGAUCAGGGUGUCCUCCAGAGGAAGUGGAAGGUCAACAGGCCAGUCCCAGGUCCAGCUCGGAGACCAGGAUCAUCCGACCCAUUCUAAAACGUGUCGAUGCUCCGCCAAAACCCAAGCGGAACAUCAGCUUUCCUUUGAAUCCAAGGAAAGUGCACUACUUCAAGCCCUGUGAAUAUGAAAAUUACGCCAUGUUCAACAGGUCUUACACAGAUCCGGAAGAUGCACAGUGUUCUGAAGAUGCUCCUGUGAACUGCCAGAACACGAAGGAACAGUCCCCCGUUAUGGAAGAGAAGCUGCGAGAUAUAGGGGAGCUGAAGCCUGGACCAAGUGUGUUUUGUGAAAAGAGCUUCAAAAAGGAAGUGGCAAAUGCAGGAUCCUGCUGCCAUUUUGAUGAAGAGUAUUUGUCAGGCAAAGCAUUGGACGAAGUCUCUCCAUCGUGAUCCUACGAAAGACUUCAGGCACUCAGCAAAAAUAACUGGAGUUGGUUACAAGUGGUCCGAGAAGCAGAAGAAGAGGCCAAAUGAAAUUGAAGAAAAAUCUCGACCUAGACUGACUGACCGUUGGGUUCUGAUUGGAAUCAUCUAGAUGAAAGGGUUCCUCUCUGAAUGCAAGCGCCCUUCACGGUCACCAUCCAGGUUCCUCUCAGAAUGCAAGUCACGGUCACCAUCCAGGUUUCUCUCAGAAUGCAAGUCACGGUCACCAUCCAGGUUCCUCUCGGAAUUCAAGUCCCCGUCACGGUCACUGUCCACGUUCCUCUCAGAAUGCAAGUCACGGUCACCAUCCAGGUUCCUCUCAGAAUGUAAGUCCUCAUCACAGUCACCAUCCAGGUUCCUCUCAGAAUGUAAGUCCUCGUCACAGUCACCAUCCAGGUUCCUCUCAGAAUGCAAGUCCCCGUCACGGUCACUGUCCACCUUCCUCUCAGAAUGUAAGCCCCCUCGUGGUCACCAUUCAUCCUCUAGCCAUGGGAGAAGAGUUGAGCCAACAGCCAGGCACCAUAGCUCUCCCAUGGAUGAAUGGAACAAGCGGUGGUCGGGAGAGACGUAAUUCGUAAGCAUAUCAGUCGGCCAUGACAGGAUACACCAGAUAGAACAGUAGUUGAUGUCAACCUGCAAAGACAAUACUUUUACCUCAAACCUGACAUCGUGCCUAUGCUGUUCUUUAAAAAAAAACUUGAAACCCUACAUAUUUAGGCUACAUUAUGCAGUUUACUUUUCUACAUGUUUUCAUCUAUUUUUAAAUGAAUAAAUGUCUGAUUUCUCUCCCUAAUUAAUAGGGUCGGUUAGCUGUGGUUGAAGUCAGAAGUGUGUAUUAUAUAGUAUGUACAUGUGUUAUUGUUACUCUUGACACCUAACGGUGAUUGGUGUUUGGUUACCUGUAUUCCUAUAGUAUUGUUUGCCUACAUUGUUAGGACACCAUCAUAGUGAUGGUAUUGGACAUUGUUUGUUUACAGUGUUUUCUAUUGCAACCAGAACCAAAACAUAAGGGAAGAAACCCGACAACUUGUUGUUGUAAUAUGUUCUUUUUUUAACGCUGGUGGUAAAGUGGGUAAAUCCAUCAUGGAUAUCGAUAUUAAAUGAUGUUUGAAAGCCAUUAUGUCGCUUUUUUAAUGUGAUUUCUUGCACUGGUUUAUAGUUUUGUGGCCAUAGAUGAUGUUUGUAGUUAAAUUCAACUGAUGCUGCUGAUGUUUCAGGUAUUGAGGAAUGUAUGUAGUUUACAGGUCACUGGUUUUAUACUUCGUCUUAAAGUUGUCAAUCCCAUGUUUUGUUUUUAAUAUGGGUCCAUUUUUUGUACGUUUUGAUGGUGUAUUGUUUAUUUUUAUGUACACCUCUGUUUACUGUAUUGUUAUGGCACUGAAAUAAUAUAAAUAUAGAAAAUAUGUUUUUGUUGAUUGA
Oncorhynchus tshawytscha (Chinook salmon) is the source of this 8226-nucleotide messenger RNA. RefSeq lists its product as uncharacterized. Bases 2215 to 6774 code for a protein of 1519 amino acids. The record is from RefSeq and is a predicted model, not a curated record. The transcript has 4 exons. NCBI's taxonomy places the organism in Eukaryota, Metazoa, Chordata, Actinopteri, Salmoniformes, Salmonidae.